GUGGGGGCGGUGCCAUGGUGGGGGAGGGACAGGACGAGCCUGACAGCAGGCCAAGGUCUCAGCGGGGAAGGCUGGGAGAGACCCCAAGUCACGGGGAAGGAGGUGACAGCCCUGGGGUCCUUUUCACCGAAGGCCUCACUUUCUGCAUCAGUUCUUUUCUGGAGUCAGUGGCUCCCAGCUGGUGGGAAGAACCGAGGACCACAGGUUGUCUGCAGGGCCGAAGGAUGAGGCGGCUGUUGAUCCUGCUGGCCCUGUGGCUGGGCACGGAGGGUGUAGGUGGGGUUGAGCUCACCACAGUGCAGCGCAGGGGCCUGCAGGUGGCCCUGGAGGAGUUCCACAAACACCCGCCUGUGCAGUGGGCCUUCCGGGAGACCAGCGUGGACAGCGCCGCUGACACGCCCUUCCCAGCGGGCACCUUCGUACGCCUGGAGUUCAGGCUCCAGCAGACGGGCUGCCGGAAGAAGGACUGGAAGAAACCUGAGUGUAAAGUCAAGCCCAAUGGGUCAGAUUUUACAAGACAAUGUCAACAAGCAGAACAGAGCACAGCGGAGAGGUUCUGGAGGAGUCAGAGGAAGCGGAAAUGCCUGGCCUGUAUUAAACUGGACCCUGAGCAUCAAGUUCUGGGCCGGAUGGUCCACUGCCCCAUAGAGACACAAGGCCAGCAGCUCCAGGAGCCCCAGUGCAGCAAGGUGCAACGGGCCGGCGAGGACCCCCAUAGCUUCUACUUCCCUGGACAGUUCGCCUUCUCCAAGGCGCUGCCCCCCAGCUGAGCCCUGGACUGAAUCCCAGCUGGCUUCCCACACAGUGUGGCAGGUGGCCCCACCCUCCCAGGCAGAAGAUCCGCCGUACCCAGGGCCAAUAAAACUGUUCUCCAA
Chinchilla lanigera (long-tailed chinchilla) is the source of this 875-nucleotide messenger RNA. It is a transcript of the gene Rarres2, whose product is annotated as retinoic acid receptor responder (tazarotene induced) 2. The coding region runs from base 15 to 770 and encodes 251 amino acids. NCBI's taxonomy places the organism in Eukaryota, Metazoa, Chordata, Mammalia, Rodentia, Chinchillidae. Gene Ontology annotation, biological process: regulation of lipid catabolic process; inflammatory response. The record is from RefSeq and is a predicted model, not a curated record. The transcript has 8 exons. Gene Ontology annotation, molecular function: signaling receptor binding.